AAUUCAUUUUGGGCAAACCAUGAUCAUGUCGGUCAGCGCCCGAAUGAAUGUUGGGAGUGUAUGAAUGGCGAGCACUAGAUAAUAGAUAUUAUGUACCUGGUCAGACAUUGAUUUCGACGUCUGGCCUUUGCUCUCGUAUCACCCACACGGGCAGAGGAACCACCAACACGUCGGACAACUCCGCCAAGGCGUGACCUUACUUGGUUCGAUUACAUCUUCAAGCGCUAUAACACUAUUUGAUUUAUUGGCCCCUGAGGGGUCUUAUCGGGCAAUCCAAGUCAUCUUGCCUUGACCCUGUCCCAGCCGCGAGCACAGAUCUAAUGAGUGAAGUGGUAUCUGAAAUGCAAGACACGUCCUCUUCGAGGCCUUCUUCCGAGGAACUCGAUCGCGAGCCUAACGACGAAGCUUCCUCAAUGUGGAACGGGGUCAAUUACAUUCACAUUGAGACGACUCGACGUAUCGCUGGGAAAUGGUUGAUCGAUCCACACAUUUCACGACCUGUCUUUUCCCCUGGGGUAAGGCGAGCCAGUGGACUGGAACGACUACGAAGUGAAGCGGAGGGGAUCCUGUCAGAUGAGGGCGGCGCUCCUUUGGAUGGAAUCAACCUGAAUCUCCAGUCUGCAUCCCAAAUUGAUGCCACUGUGGGAAUUGGCACCAGUCGACCCAGUGGAGAGGCCUGCCAGCCCGAAGGUACCCAUCAUGAAUCGGCUGCGAUCUUCUGUGCUGCGGAGAAGGAUACAGUCCUUCGGAUUGUAAGUAUUCUUGAACAAGUUGGUUGCUCCUCAUCGAUUAACACACCUUGGAAUUCUGUUCGUCUCAGAGCAGCAGAGAUGAGCACGCCGUACGAAUGCUCUUAUUCAGCAAAUACGGUGACGUGCAAGUAUAUCUCCCCGAUGAUUUCCAAGGCCCCAUUGUGUAUCGCAUGGGGAGCGACGUUGAUCCCAGGACCACUUUUUCACCCCGAAUAAUGAAGAAGCUGGAGAUAUACGACGUCAGAGGGUCAACGUACGGCUGGCUGGGAAAGCAUGAUGGACCCGGGGGACGGCACGACGAGUUAUAUGCGUUCGCUUUGAGUGGCAGAGUCUAUAUCCAGUAUCACGGAGAGACGAUCCUCCCCUC
Molecule: messenger RNA, 1119 nt
Organism: Cantharellus anzutake
Lineage: Eukaryota; Fungi; Basidiomycota; Agaricomycetes; Cantharellales; Hydnaceae
Exons: 3
Coding region: 321-968 (215 amino acids)
Source: RefSeq, a predicted model, not a curated record